CUUUCUGGGUCAGCUGGUUCCGGCGUCAGGCGGAGGGAUGGGCUGGCUCAGCUCGACCCUGCAGGGCUUGUUUACUAUGGCUGAUGAUCUGGAGCAGCAGCCUCAAGGCUGGCUGAGCAGCUGGCUGCCCGCUUGGCGUCCCACUUCCAUGUCUCAGCUGAAGAACGUGGAAGCCAGGAUCCUCCAGUGUCUCCAGAACAAGUUCCUGGCCCGAUAUGUGUCUCUACCAAAUCAGAACAAGAUCUGGACGGUGACUGUGAGCCCUGAGCAAAAGGACCGCACCCCACUAGUGAUGGUGCAUGGCUUUGGGGGUGGGGUGGGGCUCUGGAUCCUCAACAUGGAUUCGCUGAGUGCCCGCCGCACACUGCACACCUUCGAUCUGCUCGGCUUUGGGCGAAGCUCAAGGCCAACAUUCCCAAGAGACCCAGAGGGUGCUGAGGAUGAGUUUGUGACCUCAAUAGAGACAUGGCGGGAGACUAUGGGGAUCCCCAGCAUGAUCCUCCUGGGGCACAGUUUGGGAGGAUUCCUGGCCACUUCUUACUCUAUCAAGUACCCUGAAAGAGUUAAACACCUUAUCCUGGUGGACCCUUGGGGCUUUCCCCUCCGACCAACCGACCCCAGUGAGAUCCGUGCACCUCCAACAUGGGUCAAGGCGGUGGCAUCGAUUCUGGGGCGUUCCAAUCCACUCGCUGUUCUUCGAGUAGCUGGGCCCUGGGGGCCUGGCCUGGUGCAGAGGUUCAGGCCAGACUUCAAGCGCAAGUUUGCGGACUUCUUUGAAGAUGACACCAUAUCUGAAUAUAUCUACCACUGCAAUGCACAGAAUCCCAGUGGUGAAACAGCAUUCAAGGCCAUGAUGGAGUCCUUUGGCUGGGCCCGGCGCCCAAUGUUGGAGCGCAUUCACUUAAUUCGAAAAGAUGUGCCCAUCACCAUGAUCUAUGGGGCCAACACCUGGAUAGACACCAGCACAGGGAAAAAAGUGAAGAUGCAGCGGCCGGAUUCCUAUGUCCGGGACUUGGAGAUUGAGGGUGCUUCGCACCAUGUCUAUGCUGACCAGCCACACAUCUUCAACACUGUGGUGGAAGAGAUCUGUGACUCAGUUGAUUGAGCUGCUCUCACCAGAGGUGAAGGA
Fukomys damarensis (Damara mole-rat) is the source of this 1129-nucleotide messenger RNA. It is a transcript of the gene Abhd4, whose product is annotated as abhydrolase domain containing 4, N-acyl phospholipase B. NCBI's taxonomy places the organism in Eukaryota, Metazoa, Chordata, Mammalia, Rodentia, Bathyergidae. Bases 38 to 1105 code for a protein of 355 amino acids. The record is from RefSeq and is a predicted model, not a curated record. The transcript is spliced from 7 exons. Gene Ontology annotation, cellular component: lipid droplet. Gene Ontology annotation, molecular function: phosphatidylcholine lysophospholipase A1 activity.